GCGGUGCGUGUGGACGAGCAGCGAGCCUUUCCCUGAAUAACUGUCACAAAUAAAACCACACAGUAUUCUCGCCUCACUCUAUUCUGGCCUAAUGAAGGAGCUUCGCCCUGACUGAUCUGGGGAGAUGGGAAUACUAAGCAUAACAGACCAGACACCCCUGGUCCAGGCAAUAUUCAGCCGAAAUGCAGAAGAGGUGAAGUUUUUGUUGCACAAGAAAGAUGACGUUAAUGCACUGGACCAAGAACGCCGUACCCCUUUGCAUGCUGCUGCUUGUUUGGGUGAUGUCCGCAUCAUGGACCUCCUCAUCAAAUCAGGUGCUAGUGUUAAUGCUAAGGACCAAGGGUGGCUGACCCCGCUGCAUCGGGCAGCUGCCUCAAGGAAUGAAAGGGCAGUAGGAUUGCUGCUAAGACAGGGCGCUGAGGUCAACGUGCGGGACAGGCUCUGGCAGACGCCGCUGCAUGUGGCUGCUGCUAAUCGGGCCAUAAGAUGUGCCGAGGCUCUCCUGCCCCUGUUGAGCAGCCUCAAUGUUGCAGACCGGAAUGGUAGAACAGCCUUGCACCAUGCAGCCUACAGUGGACACACAGAGAUGGUGACCUUGCUCCUGAACAAAGGGGCCAACCUGAGUGCCAGUGACAAAAAGGACCGGCAGGCUAUCCACUGGGCCGCUUACCUUGGGCAUUUGGAGAUCGUGAAGCUCCUGGUGUCUCGCAAUGCUGAUGUGGCGUGUAGGGAUAAGCGGGGUUACACCCCGCUGCAUGUAGCUGCUAUUAAUGGGCACAUCGACGUGGUCAAGUACCUUCUCCGACUGGGAGCUGAGAUUGAUGAACCAAAUGCCUUUGGGAACACUUCUCUCCACAUGGCCUGUUACAACGGGCAGGAGGCUGUAGCCAAUGAGCUGGUGAACCGCGGGGCCAACGUUAACCAGCCCAACUUACGAGGCUGCACCCCCCUGCACCUGGCUGCUGUUUCCACCAAUGGGGCCCUUUGUCUUGAGCUGCUAGUCAACAAUGGUGCCGACGUCAACAUGCAGAGUAAAGAGGGGAAGAGCCCUUUGCACAUGGCCGCCAUUCAUGGGCGCUUCACCCGUUCCCAGAUCCUUAUUCAAAAUGGUGGGGAGAUAGACUGUGUUGAUAAAUAUGGCAAUACUCCUCUUCAUAUUGCUGCUAAGCAUGGCCACGAGCUGCUCAUCAGCACUCUGAUGACUAACGGUGCUGAUACAGCCAGGCAAGGGAUUCAUGGGAUGUUUCCAUUGCACUUGGCGGUGCUCUACGGGUUUUCAGACUGUUGUCGAAAGUUACUCUCCUCAGGUCAGCUGUACAGCAUUGUAUCGUCUUUGAGUAAUGAACAUGUGCUGUCUGCUGGGUUUGAUAUAAACACCCCAGAUAGCCUGGGGAGGACUUGCCUACACGCCGCCGCCUCUGGAGGAAAUGUGGAAUGUCUUAACUUGCUGUUGAGCAGUGGUGCUGACUUGACAAAAAAGGAUAAAUUGGGAAGGGCUCCUCUGCACUAUGCAGCAGCGAAUGGUACAUACCAGUGCACGGUAGCCCUAAUGAGUGCUGGAGCCGAGGUCAAUGGGCUGGAUCUGAAAGGGUGCAGCCCUCUUCACUACGCAGCUGCUUCUCAGACCUUCCGCAGAGUUGACUGCUACAACUUUGGAAACCACCAGAGUGAAGAGCGAGAUAAAGAGGCUCUGUUGUGUUUGGAGUAUCUGCUUGAUAACGGGGCUGAGCCAGGUCUACGCAACAACAAAGGAUUCAGUCCUGUGCACUAUGCAGCUGCCUAUGGCAACAAGCAGAACCUGGAACUGCUCUUAGAAAUGUCUUUCAACUGUUUGGGAGAUGUGGAAAGCAGUUUUCCUGUAAGCCCUUUGCACUUAGCUGCGUAUAAUGGUCACUGUGAAGCCCUGCGGGUGCUGUCGGAGACGUUGGUGAGUCUGGAUGUGCGGGACAGUGGUGGCCGAACAGCGCUUUACCUGGCUGCCCUAAAAGGCCAUGCGUCCUGUGUGGAGGUGCUUCUGGCUCAUGGAGCCUCCUGCAUUCUGAAGGAGCGCAGACGCAAGUGGACGCCUCUUCAUGUAGCAGCUGCCAGUGGCCAAACAGACUGCUUGUAUAUGUUGAUGAGCCGAGCUGAGAAAGCGGACCUCAUUGACCUCGCAGAUGUACAGGGACAGACUCCGCUAAUGUUGGCCACUCUGGGCAGUCACGUGGAUUGUGUCCACAUGCUUCUUGAGAGAGGGAGUAAGCCUGAUACAGGGGACAAAUGGAGCCGCACUGCACUUCACAGAGCUGCGGUGAUGGGCAGUGAGGACUGCGUGUCAGCUCUGCUGGAACAUGGAGCUUCGGCACACUGCAGGGAUGUGCGUGGCAGGAGCCCUCUGCACUUGGCCGCCUCCUGUGGCCACGCAGAGCUACUGCGACUGCUGCUACAGGCAGCCGCCCAGUCAGACCCUCUGGACUCUCUACUGGAUUACAGUGGCUACACACCUGCUCACUGGGCAGCCUACCACGGGCACAAGGACUGUUUGGAAGUUUUACUUGAACAUAAACCGUUAAGUAUCCAGGAAGGAAAUCCCUUCACUCCACUGCACUGUGCACUAAUGACUGGCCAUGAUGCUGCUGCUGAGCUGUUGGUGGAAACGAUGGGCACCGAGAUUAUCAACCUCAGAGAUGCCAAAGGAAGGACCCCACUGCAUGCAGCUGCUCAUGCAGAGAAGGUUUCUGGGUUGCAGCUGGCUUUGGUCUGGGGGUCUGAGGUAAACUCGGUUGAUUAUUCAGGACGAUCAGCACUGAUGGUGGCUGCUGAGAAUGGGCAGACCUCUGCUGUUGAGAUCUUACUGCAUCAGGCCAAAGCAGACCUGUCACUGCUGGACAUCAACAACAAUACAGCACUACACUUGGCGUGUAGCAGAAGUCAUGAGAUGUGUGCCCUGCUGAUUCUGGCUGAGAUUGAUGACCUUUCCCUCAUCAAUGCAACAAACAAUGCUCUCCAAAUGCCUCUUCAUAUUGCGGCGCGAAAUGGCCUGGCCACUGUGGUGGAGGUGCUCUUAAGUCGAGGUGCCACAGUUCUGGCUGUAGAUGAGGAAGGUCACACCCCGGCUUUGGCGUGUGCGCCAAAUAAAGAUGUGGCAGACUGCCUGGCCCUCAUCCUCUCCACCAUGAAGCCUUUUCCUCCCAAAGACCCCACUUCUGGUACCAGUUACAGCCUCAAUCUGUUAAAGCACUGUGGCAUCAUUGCCACUCAUCACCCCCUGCCCAAUGGCAGCCUACGGCACAGCUAUUCCAAGGAACGUCACGGCACUGUAGGGCUGGACAGCUGCCUCACCGAGUGAGAAGUACACCCUCUUAACAUGCACGCACCCUCAGCAGACCACCCCCCACCUCCAUAUGCUGAUUCCCCUUUUCCUUAAUGUCCAACUAUAACACCUGUAUAACCCACCCACACUAUUAUAAGGGCAGGAAUGUACUACUUCGUGCGUGUGAAUGUGUGCACACGCAUGCAUACGUGUUACGUCGAGUUCCUCUUAACUGUGCAGUCAAACUUGUUGUAUAUGCAAUUAUUAACCCCUCUCCGUUUCAGCCCCUGAAAGUCCCCGCAUUCUCUUAGAUAUAUCCGUUCUGGUGAUCACAAGCAACUGUAGCUGGUCUUACAUAGGUUUGACUGUACACAGAGCUAUUUAUUUCCAGGCAAAACCCGUCUCAGCAAUAGCAAAUCCCAGAUUUCUACUGUUGAGAAAAUUAGGGGUUGUCUGCACGUUACUACAAAUAGAACACCUUAAUGACCGUGUUUGUUUUUGGUUUUGUUUUUUGUUUCUCAAAUAAUUUUCUGGAUAAUUCCAGAUGUCUUAGUGUUGUGCCUGUGCUGUUCAGACCAUGCUAGUACCCCCCCUUUUCUUAUUCUACAUCCUUCUCUUGACCCCUUACUCUCCCUCCUUUUCUUUAAGAAAACAGUUCUGCUCAACAAAAACGAUCUUUUGUAUGAAAUGAGAGGAAGACGUCAAAGCACACAUACUACGUUGCUAUUAUAAAUUAAUUUCAGACGAUCUCAUUCAUUUGUUACGAUCGAAACUGUUUGCUGAAUGCCAAGGUUUGCACAUGUUUUGUUUCCUCCAUCAGAAAACAGUUUUGAAGUGAGGUUUCAUGAUAGCUGCUAAUGAUAAAGCUGCCUUCUCUUCAUUCUGAUGUGCGGGUCUUUUUAAUUCCUGUGUUUCUUUUUUUAUGAGAGCAAUAACCGUACCAGUUGUCACAGCAUACCUCACGCUUGCUUUGAAUUUCUAAACGUUGUUUGUUCAGAAAUAAUUUAACCUUUGCACAUGAAAGCAAUUAGGCCUUCAUUAACAAGCGCCUGCUUUAAUCAAAAAUGGCAAAUGACUAUAGUCUGUGUACUGAUGUUUCUCAAAAACACCCUCAUUUUCAAUGAUAAUGUCUCUUGAGCACUCAAAUACAUGGAUAUUCUGUGUGUAGUUUUGGUGCAGCUCUGAGAAUAACCACGAAAGCUGCUUGUCUGUGGCCAGUAAUUCAUAGCAAGUGAAAAUAUUGAAGGAGGAAUUAACAACUUUACAAGUAAAACUUUUUUUUUUUUCCUUCUUGAAAAUAGAAACCAGGAGGAAAAUCAAGUGUUCUUGGGCCAGUUGUGCCUGCACAGAAAGGUCUGAAGCCUAGAUGUCAAUGACAUAGGUGAGCCAGCAACCGGAAGGUUGUGGGUUUAAAUCCCAGUGCUGCUCCUAGACUGGCAUCAAAAUAACACAUUUCCCUUGAAUGAUCAACAAGGUAUAAGCAUAAUCUUUCACAAAACAUCAGCUUUGUUUAGAUUUAAUUAGCUGUACGCCAGUCGUUAUAGAUCGGAUGACUAGUGGAUUCAGCCCAGCGUAUUAAAAUAGGACAUAAUUUUAUUACAAAUCGUUCAUUUUUUUCCCUUUUACAUAAUAUGAUAUAAUUGAUAAUGUAAUUAUAAUAUAAUAAUGACAUGCAUACAUGACACAUAAUACAACUUCCAGGUGAUGCAUCUCAACAUCAAAUUUGUAUACAGUACUGUGCAAAAGUCUUAGUUUGUCUGAAAAAAUGCUACAUAAAGCUGUCUAUCUGGGCUUUUACCAUUAGAAUAACUUCAAUGAAGCCCAGUAUUUGCAGUCACCAUCCAAUACCAAGUAUAUCUCAUCAAUAACUUCACUAAAUUAAAUCCGGUGCUGCUGAUGUAACUGAACAAAUCCAUGCCAUGGCUGGAGUGCAGAAGAACCAAACCUGUGCUCUUUCCAUAUUAAUAAUCUUAAACACUUCUCGUUUUGGUUGUUUUACUGCAUUUAUGUUUACUUGUAUUUAUUCUAAUGUUACUGGAAAAAGGACACUUACUGCUCAGAUAGUGCUCAGAUAAAAAGUUUUCACGGCUUUUGCAUAGUGCUGUAAAUCCCAAGUAAUAUAUCGCUGUUGUCGGAAGAAAACCUUGUAUCUCCAAAAUGAUACUUUACAGGAGAAAAAAACAUUUUUAAUGUAAGUCAAUGGAACCAGACUUUUCAAGUCUUUUUGGGACAUUUAUUUUGGUCCAUUCAUCAUGAAAUUUACACACAAUGUGAAGGGCAACACACAUUUUUAAAUAAUGUCAAAAACUGGAAAAUGACAAAAAUGGAGAUUUUCCUUCCGACAGCAGCGUUAUUUUACUGUACACUUCAGGCUGUUGCAUCAUUAUAGCAUGGCAUCAUGAGGGGAAUCCCACUGUUUGGACCUGCAUCACUCAUAAACCAGUCGGAGAAUAAACUGAUUUACUUUUAUGUGAAAUUAUUUUGUGGUUACACUUUUAUAAUUUAAUCUUGCUAAUGUAAAUGUACAGUACUUGUUUGAGGAAAACUUGAUAUAACAUCUUUUAUUUGUGUCCCAAAACUUUGUGUAGCUCACUUUAAUUCAAUAAUGUGGUGCGGCAGAUCCAGGAACCCUCCUCUAGGUCUGUUUAGAGAAAUGUCAUUUCAGAUAAGGCUAGUGUAGAGGGGAGGGGAAAGUGGUAAUGCCUUUAAUUUUUUUUUAUUUUUAUUAUUUUUUUCUUCAUCGUUCUUUUAAUUGACAAUCAGUAUUUUAAGGGCUUUUAAUUACACAAAAGCUUUAAGUAUGCAUAUAUUAAUGAACGUUCUUUCUCCUAAAGAUAAUUAGUCCUCUCAUGUGGUUUAGUGUGUGUGCUUUGGCUUUCCUCUCAUGUACAAUGUUCCCACAAAAUACUUACACUCAUUUUACAAGGGCUUCUUAAGGACCCCACCGACUUUUUCUUUACUUUUUUCUUUUUCUUUUUCCAAAAUAAGUGGCUUCUCUUUAGUAUCUUGUAGGAACAUUUUGUUUUCUACUUGUGUGUGUCAGAUCAUUAUACCUCAUGAUAGGAAUAUACACAAAAAUUGUCAUCAGUACUGAUUGAUUGGUUUCUCAUCUGUUUUUAUAUGUAUCGAUUUUGAUUUGCUGAGGGCUCUCCAACUAACAAAAAAAAAGCAGGGCCAGCCAAUUUUGGAGAGGUGCUUGAUAGGAAAAACAAACAAAUUGCAUAUAUUGCACCCUUUGUGGCCAGUACUGGUCGUCUGCUACAUCUUGAUGAAAAUGAGUCAGUAUCCUUUACUCUUUGUAGGUGUAGGCGACUCCGCUGUCACUGCUGUUCCUCAUAUUUGCGCUAAAAGAUGAUUGUAUUAAUCUACCUAAAUGACAUUUUUUCAUAAGCCUUUUUAUAUGAUGUCAGAGUAGGGGUCAAACUCAUGUUGAAAAAGCCAUUCAGUGACAUUAUGAUUUAAGCAGUUGGAAAAGGAGAUAUUUAUUGCAGCUGUUAAUUU
Molecule: messenger RNA, 6793 nt
Organism: Colossoma macropomum (tambaqui)
Lineage: Eukaryota; Metazoa; Chordata; Actinopteri; Characiformes; Serrasalmidae
Gene: ankrd52b
Product: ankyrin repeat domain 52b
Exons: 28
Coding region: 125-3328 (1067 amino acids)
Molecular function (GO): protein binding
Source: RefSeq, a predicted model, not a curated record